This is a messenger RNA of Nannizzia gypsea CBS 118893, 1479 nucleotides long. RefSeq lists its product as hypothetical. NCBI's taxonomy places the organism in Eukaryota, Fungi, Ascomycota, Eurotiomycetes, Onygenales, Arthrodermataceae. The record is from RefSeq and is a predicted model, not a curated record. The transcript is spliced from 2 exons. Bases 1 to 1479 code for a protein of 492 amino acids.
AUGGACGUGGAGCAUAUCGUCGCGCUCCUGACUGAGGUAGAGUCACAAAAUGAACAACCUCGGAAAGGAGAUGUUUCUCUACAGGAUCCCCUGCACGACCGCCUACGUGUUGUCCUAGACGGGAUUGCAAAAGUACUCAUCUCAAAAGCUCAAGGAGAAGUGAUCGCGGUUGGGAUGCAGCAGCAAAACGACCCGACGAAGAAAAUCAUCUUUACUUUCGCGUCUAAUGGAGCUAUUGCCGACAGAACACUUGAACAUGCUCGCAAUCUUGUUCGCGACCUGCAGAAACUCGGCGGAGACUUUGCCAAUUUUCGCAGAGACAAUAUGAAUAAGCUGGAGAUGCAGACCGAAUCCCAACAUUCUGAACUCAGUAGGACUCCAUCCCCUUGGAUGGACGAGAAUAACUUCCCGGUCUAUCUUCAGGAUGAAGCACGUUUAUUUCGUGCUCAUAUUUAUACCUUUUCUCUUCCCAAAAUACACCAAAGACUCCAUAAGCCCUACAGACACACCUCCCGAGGAUUGGCGUUCAUGGAUAUCGCACGCGAACUGCCCGAUGACGGAGAUUCUAAUAGUGUCAAGACUUUGAAGAAAGUCUCCGAUAUUAUAGGUUGGAUGUUACGCCAUUUGCCGAAAAAUGCCGAUUCAUUUCCCGACUCCGAUGUUGACCGGUUAGUGGAUGGGUUAGGUUGCAUCACUGAUAUGGUGCAACAGCUAUUCAAGAUUGAGACAUGGCAGAUAGACCUUUUUCGGGUAUCGCCCGCAGUAACCAACUUUCCGCUUGAGAGAUUCUUAAAAAAAAUGUCUUCAAUUACAAAUGCUACAGAUACCCUUUUAAAGUAUGCCUAUUCGCCACGUUCCUACCAAAAAUACCUGGCGAAGGCAGAAGUAUGUGUUCAGUGCCUUGAAAACAGUCCGAGAGAAAUUCCUCUUCCGGAGUCUAAACAGUGGCGUCACAUCUCUCGAAAAAUUCUUGCGAACCAGGAGGCCGACUCACUGCUCGAUGAGAUUUCAGAGGGAGAUUCAAUUAGCCCAGGAUUUCAUCUACGGAAGCGGUUUGAUGGCAAACAGGCCAUCAAAGGCUCUGUCCACUGCGAAUGCCUACUUGUGCUCCGUCUCGCCGGGGAUAGUCGCACAGGAAUAUCAGCGUUGCCAUAUAUCGGGGUGUCUAAACUAUCUUGCCUCGCAUGUUGGGAGUUUUUCGGGAGCCUGCGUGACGCAGGUCAUAAGUUCUAUACGAAAGGUUCCCAUGCUAAAGCCUAUUUUCCGUGGAAGUUCCCUGACGUUGAGAUGGAUAACGCACAGUUCCUCCAGGCUGAGAAGGCCCAGAUACUGCGGUCCUUGCAAUCGAGACUGGCCACCACAUACACCCAGCGCUUCCAAGUGCAAGAGAGAUCGCGCAGGUUAUCCGAUAGUUCUGUGGAUUCGGCCACGGGCAUGACUCGUAACCGCAGAACCAAUCAUGAUGCCUUCUUUGAUUAA